AUGAGCUCUACUAGUAGGAAUCCUUUACCCUGUUCAGCAGAAUCCAGGUGAGUAAGACUUCAUAUAUAUUUUAUAUAUAACGUUAAUAAUGUUUUUACUCUCCAUCUGCUAACAGUUACUUAUACUACUUUUAGUGAUGGAGAACAGUCUAUAUCAUCUCCCCCACGAAAGAGGAGACAGAAGUCAGACCCCUGUGCAGGAUGUGAUGGGAAGGCAUUGGAAGGCAAACCGCUGUGCUUAAACUGUUUCCAGAAGGUGGCCACUCCAGCAGCCGUAACACCCACUCAGUCACCAGAUAUCCUGACUUGGAUCCGACAGGAGGUGGCUCAGGGCAUCUCAGAGGCUAUGAAGGCAAGUAAUCGGUCCGUGAAAAGACCAAGACAGAGACUGGUAUCCUCAGAAUACCUGGAUUCAGCUGAAGAGUUUCAGGUUCUCGGUCAGAUUUAUUCUAGUGAGAACGAAGAAGAGGUCUUGUCGGAAUAUCUAGAUGCCAAGACGGUGGAUAAACUCAUCCUGAAGGUAAGAAAGACCCUUGAAUUACCAGAAGAUCUUCCUAAACCUGAAGUUUCUGAUAAACAUUUUGCGGAUCUUAGGAAGCAGAAGCCUUCCUUCCCUCUUCACAGAGCCAUUAAGGAGGUGGUUACCGCAGAAUGA
Molecule: messenger RNA, 654 nt
Organism: Pelobates cultripes (western spadefoot toad)
Lineage: Eukaryota; Metazoa; Chordata; Amphibia; Anura; Pelobatidae
Source: the annotation of a GenBank genome assembly